GGUGCAGAACGCGCCAGCGUUGUCCGUCCGGAAUCCAUCGCGGGCCCCGAGCAACCAGCAGAGGCCUUCUGGUUGAUCUCUUAUGUUUUUCCCCCCUCCCGCGUGUGUGCGACGCUGCGGGGCUGGCCGCAGUACUUCGUCGCUUGUCUGCUUUGUUGCGUGCUUCUCGGCUUGGUUCUGCUGAGGGGGCACAGUUGGUGCACCAUGGCGGAUGAUAGACCGGUGAGCCCGUCACUGGAUCUGAUCGUAUCAUCUUCGGGAUUUACGGAUCUGGGAGGGGUGGGUGGGGUCGGAGUGGGAGGAGGAGGAGUAGCAGCAAGCGGAAGGGAUGGAGGGACGCCAGGUGGAGCUGGGCCGGUGGCGGGGGGGGGAGGAGUUGUCCAGUCACCAGCAGCAUCAGCAGGAGGAGGAGGAGGAGCAGGAGGAGGAGGAGUUGCGCCAAAUGCGAUGGGAGGGGAUGUAUCUGGGGGCGGAAGGGGGGUAGGUGGAGGCGGAGGCGGGGGAAUCCGCCGAUCAAUCGGAGCGUUAAUGGUGAAAGCGCUGUGCAUCGUUGGCGGCGCCCUGGUGUUGCGCAAGUUGACUAAACGACAACACAAGUGGGACCACGUCAAAAGUGUUGCCCAAGCUCUUUGCGGGGAAAAGUUCUCGAGCGACCAGGCUGCCAGGGAUCCGUUGACCUAUUUCAAUCUUCGGCUGACCACUUGUCCCGCUUUGACUUUGGCUGAUGGCACCAGGGUACUCUACUUCGAACAGGCGUUCUGGCGGACGCCAGAGCGGCCCUAUCGCCAGCGUUUCUAUGUGUUGAAGCCAUGUACGGCGGAGGAGAAGUGCGAUGUACGGCUAGACACGUGUGCCGUUAGGGAUAUCGACGAGUACAAGAAUUUCUGCGAUCGGUCAGCGACGGACAGACCUUCGCCGCCUGAGAUUAGACAGGACGUGGCGGAACAUCUGAUGUCGGUCUACUUGUCCAAAUGUGAGCGGCACCGAAACUGUCUUUAUGAAGGGGCAACGCCGCCGACUGGUUUUCCCAACAACUGGGGAGGAGCGAGCAAGUGUACCUCGGAGUUGACGAUAAUGAAGAAUGGAGAGAUUCAUUGCUGGGACCGGGCGUACGACGAGAAGGGAGAGCAGGUGUGGGGGGUACGGACAGGGCCGUACGUUUUCAAACCCAAGAGCUCACAGCCGCCGGCAGUGCCACGUGUUGAGCCGGCAGGAAACAACGCUAAGAAGCCAGACGAUAAGGGUGCUGCGUCAGCGACUGCCGGAGUGCCAUCCUCGGCGGGAGAGUCUGCCUCCUCCUCCUCCUCCUCCUCCUCCCUUGCUCCUCCUCUCUGAUUGGACAUCGACUUGAUGUUCUUCCUGAGUCCUUCGAGUGUUUGUGUAAAUCCGCCGCGGUCAAUUGCCCGUCUUCCCUUCUUUGAUACGGUUAGUUUAUACAUUGCCGACCCGUCCGUCGCCUGUCAGUUAGCGCACACUCCGACGGCUGUAUAGUUCCUACAGUUAUUGCUUUUCCUCCUUCCUCCUCAUGUCCUCCAUCGUUCAAUCUUGUCAGAUCGCUCCAAUCGAAUACAUUUUUUUUGGACAAGGCCAUCAUCCUGUUGUUGCUGCCAUGUUAAUCUCGUCCGUGCGUUUCGGUGCAAGAUAGCAUUUGAUUGGCGGAUCCAGUCGUGUAAAAAAAAAGCGUUUAACAGUGUCUGGCUGGAGCAGAGUUCGCAGAGGCACAAAAAUGACGAAAAUGACAUGGCAGUGUCCAGGACGACGUAAUGGAAUGCGGACUUCGUUCCAAAUGAGGAACGAAAAAGGAACAGCUGCAGCAUCAGGAGCUGCAGCGGGAGGAGCAGGAGGAGGAUUAAGGGGAUGAAAGGGAGAAAAAGGAAAAAUGAAGAGGAGGAAAAGGAGGAGCAUAAGGAGGAAGAAGAAAAAGAGGAGAAAAAGGAGGAAAAAGAGGAGGAAAAGGAGGGAAAAGGAGGAGAGAGCAGUGACGAGGAAGAGGAAGAUGCGGUGAAGUAGGGAAAGAGGCACGCUAAAAGGGAGAGGGAAAGAAAAGAGGAGAGGGUAUUACGCCGUCCGUCUUCUCUCGUUUUAGGCCUGCGUCACAGAUCAAGAUGUCAAAACCCGUUAGAGUUACAUUGUCAGAGUUCUAUGUUUCCCGCCCUCGCCCUCGUCGCGCCCCGGCACACCAAACCUCCCCCCCGCCCCCCCCCGCCCCCCCUCUUGGUUAAUACAGGCCACCUUCUGGUUAGAGUCGACCAUGAGCGUGAUGACGGUGAGAGAUGGAGCGGAGGUGUGCAUCGAUGAGGAGGUUGGUUUUUCCAUUUUUCGCGUUUUCCCGCCUUUUGUUUUCCCCUGAUUGUUGUGUAUUUGUUCAUUUUUCUUGUGAAGAGGGGUGGUAGAGGUAAGCCAAUAAAUCUUUAGUCUGUCGUUUUAGAUUUCUUAAUAUGAAAUGAAAGGAGAAGGGGACGUAGAGCAACUUUCUUGUUUUCCACUGACCUUUUUUUUGGGGGGGUACUGUAAUAAAAUCUUUUUUCCUUC
Chara braunii is the source of this 2532-nucleotide messenger RNA. The record is from the annotation of a GenBank genome assembly. NCBI's taxonomy places the organism in Eukaryota, Viridiplantae, Streptophyta, Charophyceae, Charales, Characeae.